CAGUCUGCUCUAUCCGCUGGUUGCGUGCGGUUCUCGUUCUCCGCCAGAGCUUGUUAGUAACUGAUUGUAACUUUCAGUUAGUAAACCGUCUUUUUUUCACGCGAAAAGCGCUCGAGCCUCUUAAGCAGGAAACUUUUAAAGUGCAGAACGCAGUGCUGACAGCAUGGAAACGGAGUCGCUGAAUCGGAAGAACUCCUCGCGGAAGAGUUCGAUUGUGAAUGGAAACGGGAGUGGAGAUGCCUCCGCGAAGUUGACCAAUGGCGAUGGGGGGGAUGGUGGCGAUGGAGGCGGCGGAGGUGAAGUGACCCUGAAGGCCAAGAUGAGUCUGCUCAAUGGCUGCACGGUCAUCGUGGGCUCCAUCAUCGGAUCGGGCAUUUUUGUGUCGCCCACGGGAGUGCUAAUGUACACAGGCAGUGUUAACCUGGCUCUCAUCGUAUGGGUAAUUUCCGGACUCUUCUCGAUGGUGGGUGCCUAUUGCUAUGCAGAGUUGGGAACGAUGAUAACCAAGUCGGGAGCUGACUACGCCUACAUCAUGGAGACCUUCGGACCCUUCAUGGCCUUCAUCCGCCUGUGGAUCGAGUGCAUGAUCGUGAGACCCUGUUCGCAAGCCAUAGUGGCCCUCACUUUCAGCACGUACGUCCUGAAGCCCUUCUUCCCGGAAUGUUCUCCGCCGGAGGAUUCAGCCCGCCUACUCGCCGUUUGCUGCAUACUCGUGCUAACCCUAAUCAACUGCUGGGAUGUUAAAUGGGCGACCGCUGUGCAGGAUAUCUUUACGUAUGCCAAACUGCUGGCCCUGUUUGUCAUCAUUGCCACUGGCAUAUACCAACUUUCACUGGGCAAUGUGCAAUACUUUACUUUCGAGAAUUCGGACACUAAAGUAACCUCCAUUGCAUUGUCCUUCUACUCCGGUCUCUUUGCUUACAAUGGAUGGAACUACUUGAACUUUAUUAUUGAGGAGCUGAAGGAUCCCGUCAAGAAUCUGCCCCGCGCCAUUGCAAUCAGUUGCACGCUGGUCACUGUGGUCUACGUCAUGGCGAAUGUGUCCUUCUACACCAUUUUGUCGCCGGAUGAGGUCCUGGGUUCCUCGGCCGUGGCAGUGACAUAUGCGGAGCGGGCCUUUGGCAUGCUGGCAUGGACCAUUCCAGUGUUCGUGGCCUUGUCUACUUUUGGAGCAGUUAAUGGCAUCCUGCUGACCUCCUCGCGAUUGUUUUAUGCCGGAGCCAACAAUGGCCAGAUGCCCGAGAUCCUCACCAUGAUCCAGAUCCAGAGAUUCACGCCCACUCCUGCGGUUUUGGCCAUGGCCUUGCUAUCCAUGUUGUACCUGACAGUAUCUGACAUUUUUGCGCUGAUCAACUAUGUGGGCUUUGCCACUUGGCUGAGCAUUGGAGUGGCUGUGCUGUGCCUGCCCUGGUUGAGAUGGGCCCAACCCAAUCUUCCCCGACCCAUCAGAGUGCCCAUGGUGUUCCCCAUUGUCUACCUGAUUGCCACCAUGUUCGUGACCGUGGUGCCCAUGUACGCCAGUCCCGUGGAGACCGGAUAUGGCAUCCUGAUGAUUCUGUCCAGCAUACCCGUCUACCUGGUCUUCAUCGCCUGGAAGAACAAGCCUAUUUGGUUCCAAAAGACCAUGGGCGGACUAACACAAGUUCUACAGAAAAUGAUGAUGGUUGUGCGUCCCAAAGCGGCGUCAAAGUAAGCCUCACCCGAUUCCUACAGAAACUGCUCAUGGUACUCGGCAAGCAGACGAAACCAGCUCAGGUGUAAAAAGUACAGAAAGUUUGGGAAUGUUUGGAAAGAAUAGCAGAGAUUAGAUUUCAAGUUAGCCAAGAGCAGAGAAAAGCAUUUAUAAGCACACAUUUGAUUGCAUUCUUGCAUUAUAUAGACAACGUAAACGCUUUUGUGUAGCCAACCAAUGAUAUACAUCAAAAACACACGAAAAUUUCUGCCAGCUUCUGGGCGAUAUAUACUAUACACAUAUAUAUUUUUAUAUACCCAGGGUAAGUUGUGUCCAGUAGGUUUACUAUAAAUACUAAAUUAAGGCUCAGCUCUGGUUGCUUGCUUCAUGAAAAGACUGUGGAACAAAACGGAAAAAUUACAAGGGAAACAAGUUGUCCAGUGCUGAACAUUAAUUUGGUUUUUGAUUUUGGCAUUUUUAAUAAAACUGUGCAGGCGUAACGAGUCUAUAGAAUUUUCGAGAAAUUUCAGAAAAGUUAAAUACACUUUUAAUACUGUGAAACCUCCCAUGAAAACUACUAUUAAAUUUACAAUUCUGUUCGAAAGAAAGUCCAAUUUAGCUAUGAAGUAGAAAAGCUAGAAGAACGCUUGAACAUACUCAACAGACGGAUCUACAGAGAAUAAUUUAGAGCACAUUUUGAUUAUUUUUCAUAGAUUUUAGGUGGUUAAGAUUAAAUGGCACUGCAAUGUUAUUUCAGCUGUUUGGUUUAAGUUAAUAUUAUGAUUAGAUUGCUCAGGUUUCAUUUGUGAGAGACCUUCCUGUACAAUCCUGGUUGAAUCUAGCUUACCUCACGAAUACAAAAACCAUCGCCUAAUACACAUAUCCAACAAGAGAAACGAUUUAAAGUUGUUUAACGAUAACAGGAACAUUGCCAACAUACAUAUUGAUAUAUAUUGAGAAUAACACUAUAUGCUAAUUGUUGUCUAAUUACGUAUACCAAUCGAAUUGAAUUGAGCUAGCAUUGAUUUUGAACAUUCAUUAGUUGUUGUUGCUUUGAGUGUUUGGCAUUCAGUGUUAUUCUAAACAAAAUAUUAUUGCCUAUUUAGCAUUCAACUAUUUAACUGUUACACAUAAAGGGUAUGAAGCCGCAGCUGGGGAAUCUGUUUAACUACUAUGAAACAUAUUGUUGACAAUAAUAAUGUAUUUAUAUAUAAAUGUAUAUUAUAUUAUAUGUAUACCCUUAAAACUGUCUUUCUGGAAAUAAGAACGAUAAAGUAAACAGAA
This is a messenger RNA of Drosophila elegans, 2956 nucleotides long. Its product is annotated as Y+L amino acid transporter 2. Gene Ontology annotation, molecular function: L-amino acid transmembrane transporter activity. The record is from RefSeq and is a predicted model, not a curated record. NCBI's taxonomy places the organism in Eukaryota, Metazoa, Arthropoda, Insecta, Diptera, Drosophilidae. Bases 164 to 1693 code for a protein of 509 amino acids. The transcript has 10 exons. Gene Ontology annotation, cellular component: membrane. Gene Ontology annotation, biological process: amino acid transmembrane transport.